Molecule: messenger RNA, 1410 nt
Organism: Talaromyces amestolkiae
Lineage: Eukaryota; Fungi; Ascomycota; Eurotiomycetes; Eurotiales; Trichocomaceae
Exons: 5
Coding region: 1-1410 (469 amino acids)
Biological process (GO): mRNA processing
Cellular component (GO): nucleus; nuclear speck; commitment complex
Molecular function (GO): pre-mRNA 3'-splice site binding; poly-pyrimidine tract binding
Source: RefSeq, a predicted model, not a curated record
AUGGCCCCGGACGAGGUUCGCGCCGCGAAGCCGAGGGAGACUCAUAUUCAUCCAGUCGCGAUUACAGAGCUAGGGAACGCGAAGACCGAUAUUCUGGUCGACGGGAGGAGCGAGAAUGGGACAGAGAUCGAGGCGAUCGUCGUCGCAGGGAGCCUGAGGAGCGGCCAGCGCGACGAGAACGAGGCGAUCGAGGCGACCUCUUUGAGGACCGACCACCGAAAGCGUCGUUUGACCCAAUGGGAUAUCAAGCCUCCCGGAUACGAGAACGUUACUGCUGAGCAAGCCAAGAUUUCCGGCAUGUUCCCGCUCCCAGGAGCUCCUCGUCAGCAAGCAGUCGACCCAAGUCGUCUUCAAGCCCUCGUAAACCAACCUGCGGCGGCUGCCACUGAAAGUUCUGCUCUGCGACCAUCCAACUCAAGACAAGCCAAGCGCUUAUUUGCUCACAAUCUUCCUCCCAACGCAACUGACGCAGCUCUUGUCUCAUUCUUCAACCUGCAACUAAACGGGUUGAAUGUCAUUGAGAGUAUCGACCCGUGUGUUUCUUCCCAGAUUUCCAAGGAUCACUCGUUUGCACUUCUGGAGUUUAAAGGUGCCAAUGAAGCUACUGUUGCACUUGCCUUGGAUGGCAUCACAAUGGAAGAACACGAAGCAGUGGCUACGGCCAACGGGGGCGCUCGAGGCUUGGAAUUGCGCCGACCCAAGGACUACAUUGUCCCGUCCGCACCAGAAGACCAACCGCCGUACCAAGAGGGUGUGAUCUCCAAUCAAGUCCCCGACUCGCCAAACAAGCUUUGCGUGACAAACAUUCCUCUUUAUAUUCCAGAAGAGCCAGUGACCAUGCUCCUGAAGUCUAUUGGUGAAUUAAAAGCGUUUGUGCUGGUCAAGGAUAGUGGUACAGAUGAGUCUCGAGGUAUCGCAUUCUGCGAAUACGUCGAUGCCGCAGCGACUGCUAUUGCAGUGGAAAGUCUGAACGGCAUGGAACUAGGCGAUAAGCAUCUCAAGAUUACACAUGCUAGUAUCGGAGUUACCCAAGCAGCUGGCCUUGAUAUGGGCGUCAAUGCGAUGUCAAUGUUCGCGAAGACAACAUCUGCAGAUCUAGAGACCACCCGCGUUCUUCAGUUGCUGAACAUGGUCACAGCGGAUGAACUAAUCAACAAUGAGGACUACGAAGAAAUCCUUGAGGAUGUGCAAGAGGAGUGCAGCAAAUAUGGCCAAGUACUCGAUCUCAAGAUCCCCCGACCAGCCGGUGGCAGCCGACAGUCCGCUGGAGUGGGCAAGAUAUUCGUCAAGUUUGAUACCGUGGAGUCGGCAACCAAUGCCCUCAAAGCGCUUGCGGGCCGAAAGUUUUCAGACCGUACAGUUGUGACAACCUAUUUCCCAGAGGAGAGUUUCGAGGUUGAUGCGUGGUAA